GUUGGUCUUGGUAGAGGGAUCGACGCUCCGGGUGCCGCCUCUUUCAACUCAUUCUCCAACAAGAAGUCCUCCUUUCAUCGAUCCAACAUGACCUCGACGUCGGCCCAGCGCACGAUGCAGGUGCUCGCGAACGGCGACAUUGUCGACUGCGCGCGCCUGCCCAACUCGGCCCGCAACACGUUGUACAAGACCGAGCUCUGCAAGCACUUUACCGAAACCGGCACGUGUCGCUACGGCUCCAAGUGCCAGUUUGCCCAUGGCGAGGACGAGCUCCGCGGCGUGCUGCGCCACCCCAAAUACAAGACGACCAAGUGCAAGGCAUUCCUCGCCACCGGCAAGUGCAUGUACGGCGGCCGCUGCCGCUUCAUCCAUGACAGCUCGCCCGAGGAAGACAACAGCGACGACGAAGCCUACAGCAUGACGCGCGCCGAGCAGGACGCCGAAAACAUGAAGGGCCGCGGCCGCCCGAUCCCGCGCGUGAACCCGUCGCGCCACUUUUACAGCGAACCGGACGCCGAGGGCUCGAUCGACCUGAGCCGCUACUCGGCGGCGUUCAAGCUCCAGCCCGUCCACGCCUGCAGCUUCCCGCCCUUUGAGGAGACGCGCUUUGCGCGCAGAGAGUAUGGCUUCGGCGGCAGCGACACGUCGAGCGACCACACGCCGUCGAUGAGCGAUGAUGAGAGUACUCUCAGCUUGAUGCAGCUCAACCUCGGCAACAAUCAAAGCGACGACGACAUUAGUGCGGGCUCGCGGCUCUCGAUCUUUCAGCGCAUUUGCCGCGCGUCCGACUAACCUCUCGGCGCACUGUGGGGUCGCGACCCUAUUUAUCAUCCCCCUUUUUAUAAGCAUCCUCGAAGUUAGAGUAAACUAUCUAUCAAGUCGGCAACCAUAAGCAACAAUUGUAUAUUAAGUGUUCUCCUCA
Saprolegnia parasitica CBS 223.65 is the source of this 922-nucleotide messenger RNA. RefSeq lists its product as hypothetical. Bases 88 to 792 code for a protein of 234 amino acids. Gene Ontology annotation, molecular function: metal ion binding; mRNA binding. The transcript has a single exon. The record is from RefSeq and is a predicted model, not a curated record. Lineage: Eukaryota; Oomycota; Saprolegniomycetes; Saprolegniales; Saprolegniaceae.